UGUCAUUUGCUCUGUGUUUUUUUGGUUUCAAACAGUCAUUACUGUGGAGAAACAGCAUCUCCUUUUAGGUAAUUAGUUAGUUUUUCUGUUGACUUUUCAUCCCUCCAUUGCUUCGAGGUUGCUUUUGCCACCAUGUGGGAGUUCAGGUCCAUGUCCUUCUGGCGGGCUGUGUUCGCUGAGUUCUACGGCACCAUGUUCUUUGUGUUCUUUGGGCUGGGGGCGGCCCUCCGCUGGACCACCGGGCCCCAUAAUGUUCUUCAUGUUGCCUUCUGCUUUGGGCUGGCGGCCGCCACCCUCAUCCAGUCCAUCGGCCACAUCAGUGGAGGACACAUCAACCCGGCUGUGACCUUCGCCUACCUGAUCGGCUCCCAGAUGUCCCUGUUCCGUGCUUUCUUCUACAUCAUGGCCCAAUGUCUCGGAGCGCUGGCUGGUGCUGCCGUGCUCUACGGGGUCACACCCGGCAACAUGAGGGGAAACCUCGCACUCAACACGCUUCAGCCCGGAAUCAGCCUGGGCAUGGCCACCACCAUGGAGGUCUUCCUCACCCUGCAGCUUGUCGUUUGCAUCUUCGCCGUGACUGAUGAGAGGCGCAACGGACGCCUGGGCUCUGCUGCCCUGGCCAUUGGCUUCUCUGUGCUCAUGGGGCAUCUUCUCGGGAUGUACUACACUGGAGCAGGAAUGAACCCAGCAAGGUCCUUCGCCCCGGCUGUCCUGGUCAGGAAUUUUGUCAACCACUGGGUGUACUGGGUGGGACCCAUGAUCGGUGGCGCCAUGGGUGCUCUGCUGUACGACUUCAUGCUGUUCCCCCGUGUGCGCGGCCUCUCCGAGAGGCUCGCCACACUGAAGGGCACCCGGCCCCCAGAGGCCGAGGGCCAGCAGGAGACCCGGGGAGAGCCCAUCGAGCUCAAGACACAGGCCCUAUAAGCCUCAAGAAGAAGAUUUCAGAAGCUUUCUGACCCCCCCAUCCCUCACCCCUCAAUCUGCACCCUCAGUUCCCAGUCCAUCCUCGGUCCACUCGGCAUAUUUGCGCACAUACCUCCUCCCCCACCUCCACACACACGCUAACACAGAUCCCAUUCACCCUCAUCCAGAACUGGACCUAUUGAAUCACAGUGAAGGGGAACC
Messenger RNA from Centropristis striata (black sea bass), 1125 nucleotides. RefSeq names its product major intrinsic protein of lens fiber a (gene mipa). Gene Ontology annotation, cellular component: plasma membrane. Lineage: Eukaryota; Metazoa; Chordata; Actinopteri; Perciformes; Serranidae. Bases 133 to 924 code for a protein of 263 amino acids. The record is from RefSeq and is a predicted model, not a curated record. Gene Ontology annotation, biological process: transmembrane transport. Gene Ontology annotation, molecular function: water channel activity. The transcript is spliced from 4 exons.